AUGGCUCUUAUGUUCGACUAUCGUGGUUGUGCGGCGUGUAUCAGACGAAGAUCGAAGCAUAGUGGGAGUUAUGCUUGGGGCGCUGCUGCCCUUGUGCACAUGUAUGAUAAUUUAAAUGACACGUCGAAGAGCACGGUGAGGCAGCUUGCAGGAUAUAUCACUCUGUUACAGUGUUGGAUCUACGAGCAUUUUCCAUCUAUUGGUUUCGCUAUUCCUACCGAGGAUUAUGAUGAGAGGAGACUGCGAGCAUGUCAAUGGACCUCUGGCAAGGCACUAACCGUUUCCACGUAUCGUAGGUGUCUGGAUAGACUGACCCCUGACGUGAUAGGGCCCAUUGAUGGUCAUUCACGACCGGAGAGGAUUGUACAACAGUUUGGCUACAUCCAGGCUAUUCCGUCACAUCAUGCUGCGUCUUCAUUCUCUGUUGAAGAAAUUGAUGAUAGAUGGAUGCAGUUCAGUGAGUACAUAGCACCUAUAGGGCAAUUAUGUGCAGUGCUUAACCAUUGUUUGCCAGAUUACAUGGAUUGGUUAUGCAUGAUUUCGCACCCAUUCAUGAGUCUGGCACAACCAGGGGAUCCUCCUAGAGUUCUACCGAUUCAGUAA
Molecule: messenger RNA, 603 nt
Organism: Glycine soja
Lineage: Eukaryota; Viridiplantae; Streptophyta; Magnoliopsida; Fabales; Fabaceae
Product: protein MAINTENANCE OF MERISTEMS-like
Exons: 4
Coding region: 1-603 (200 amino acids)
Source: RefSeq, a predicted model, not a curated record